Messenger RNA from Dentiscutata heterogama, 411 nucleotides. Lineage: Eukaryota; Fungi; Glomeromycota; Glomeromycetes; Diversisporales; Gigasporaceae. The record is from the annotation of a GenBank genome assembly.
AUGGGGAAAAGCGCGGGAACGAAAUCUAUUUCAAGAUCUGCUAAAGCGGGCGUACAGUUUCCUGUUGGACGCCUCCAUCGUCAUCUUCGCAAUGGUAAUUUCGCGCAACGUAUAGGUAGUGGUGCACCUGUUUACAUGGCUGCUGUACUUGAAUAUCUGGUUGCAGAAAUCUUGGAAUUGGCAGGAAACGCUGCUCGUGAUAACAAAAAACAUCGAAUCAUUCCUCGUCAUUUGCAAUUGGCCAUUCGUAAUGAUGAAGAACUUAACAAAUUACUCGGUCAUGUGACAAUUGCUCAAGGUGGCGUGCUUCCUAACAUUCAUCAAGAUUUGUUACCCAAAAAGUCAGGCGCAAAAAAGGAUAAGGGUGACAAAGCUGAUACAUCUGGCGCGCAACACGAUGAUGAAGAAUAA